AUGGCUGGUCUAGCCCUAGCUAUAUGGUGGGCUUGGCUACCAGUGGCCGGCCUGAUCUUGCUCUGCGCUGCCGGUGUGUUCGUCAUACAGCAAAGAUUCAGGUCCGGCUUGAGGUGUAUCCCUGGGCCGUUUGUUGCCUCCUUCACUGAUCUCUGGCGUUUGCUGGCCGUAUACAAUGGCAGAUUCGAGCUGGUUUCUCAAGCCCUGCAUGAUAAGUAUGGUGACCUUGUGCGGGUAGGGCCAAACUGUGUCAGUGUGGGAGAUUCGAGGGAGAUCAGGCAGAUCUACGAAAGGGCUCAACAGUCAGGGUAUUACCGAGUAGCCCAGCCUGUGGUCAAUGGCAGACCAGUCGCCUCACUCUUCAUGAUCACCGACGAGGACCAACACAAGACAGCAAAGCGACCGAUUGCUCAUGCAUACGCCAUGACGAGCUUGCUGGAUUAUGAGCCGUUUGUGGACAGCACUUCGAGAACAUUAGUUGAACAAUUGGCAACCCAGUUUGCCGAUACUGGAAAGCUUUGCGACUUUGGUGAAUGGCUCCAGUGGUACGCAUUCGAUGUCAUCGGCGAAAUGACAUUCAGCAACAGAUUCGGCUUCCUUGAACAAUCCUGCGACGUCGGCAAUAUCAUCAAGACACUGAACAAGUCUGGAGCUUACACAGCGAUCGUUGGGCAAAUGCCCUGGCUAGAUUCCCUGCUGGCGAAAAACCGGUUGUGGGGAUCAGCCUUCUCAAAGGACAAGCUGGGAGUGUCAAGGUUUGUCUUGAAGUUCUUGACGCCUCGGAUUGACGAGGCAGAUCGGGUACGACUUGGUGUAGACGGAGGGAAGUCCCCGCUUGACUUCAAGGACCGGACCGACUUCACGGCCAAGUUCAUCUCGGCCUUUGACAAAUACCAUGGUUCGAUCCCGCAAUCACAAUUGCUGGGCUGGUCACUCAGCAACAUCAACGCAGGAUCAGACACGAGUGCAAUCACUCUACGAGCAAUCUUUCAUUUUCUGCUCCUCAAUCCCUCUGCGAUGGUGAGGCUGAUGACUGAACUCGAUUCGGUCUACUUGUCGCCCCUUCCGCAAUGGCGGGAGACAAGUAGUCUGCCAUAUCUAGGUGCCGUUAUCAAAGAAGCACUACGUCUCCACACGCCGGUCGGCCUCAUUCUGGAGCGAAUAGUCCCCGAAGGCGGAGUCACUCUCUGCGGCCACUUCUUCCCCGAAGGCACCAUUGUCGGGUGCAAUCCAGCUGUCAUCCACAGGGACAAGCGGGUCUACGGCCGUCGGUACUCAGUAGACGAGUAUCGUCCUGAGCGCUGGCUGGAGGCCGACGAGGAGGAAAAGGGUGAGAUGGAGAGAUGUUUCAUGGCCUUUGGGAGCGGCAAGAGGACCUGCAUCGGGAAGAACAUCAGUUUGCUGGAAGUGCACAAGUUGGUGCCGCUUCUUUUGAAGCGCUUCAAGUUCCGACUCGUGGAUCCCGAGAAGAAAUUGACUAUCUGGAACACGUUCUUCGUCCAUCAGAAAGGUCUGGAGGUUUACAUUGAGACUGCCUGA
Molecule: messenger RNA, 1539 nt
Organism: Cladophialophora bantiana CBS 173.52
Lineage: Eukaryota; Fungi; Ascomycota; Eurotiomycetes; Chaetothyriales; Herpotrichiellaceae
Exons: 4
Coding region: 1-1539 (512 amino acids)
Molecular function (GO): iron ion binding; monooxygenase activity; oxidoreductase activity, acting on paired donors, with incorporation or reduction of molecular oxygen
Source: RefSeq, a predicted model, not a curated record